Molecule: messenger RNA, 414 nt
Organism: Vanessa atalanta (red admiral)
Lineage: Eukaryota; Metazoa; Arthropoda; Insecta; Lepidoptera; Nymphalidae
Exons: 3
Coding region: 2-382 (126 amino acids)
Source: RefSeq, a predicted model, not a curated record
UAUGUUGUUUUUUGCCGCGCUUUUUCGUGUAUUUUUUAUCUGUGGACUUGAAGCGAAGUCCAUUUCAGAAGACGCUGUGAAUCCAAGAAGCGUAAAUUUAAAUCUAAGAACAUCAUUCCAAGUCGACAACGACGAAGGACAAAAUUUUAAUUCAGAAGACAUGUGGACGUUUCUCGCGGAGCAAAUACGAAAAAUAUGCCAAAUGUUGAGCAAGAACGGCAAAUUCAAAGAAAUAAUCGAAAAAUUAACAAAUUAUGGUUUUAUCGUUGAAGAGAGAUCGGAUAGCGACGAGCUAAACGAAAAAUCAAGAUCAAAGGGGAUGAAUGAGGAGAACUUCAAUUUCUUUGUGAAAUCUAAGAAAAACGACAAAAGUAAAAACUGAAUAUAAUCAUUGCUUUAUUUAGAAUACCGGUU